AUGGAUCGCAUAACAAAAUUGGCAACGCAAAAGGCAGUGGUGAUCUUCAGCAAGAGCUCAUGUGGGAUGAGCCAUGCAAUUAAGAGGCUGUUUUAUGAGCAAGGUGUGGGCCCUGCAAUCUAUGAGUUAGAUGAAGACUCAAGAGGGAAGGAAAUAGAAUGGGCUCUGUUGAGAUUAGGGUGCAACCCUUCUGUUCCUGCAGUGUUCAUUGGUGGCAAGUUUGUGGGUUCAGCCAACACAGUCAUGACCCUUCACCUCAAUGGCUCACUCAAGAAAAUGCUCAGAGAUGCUGGUGCUCUAUGGCUUUAG
Abrus precatorius (Indian licorice) is the source of this 309-nucleotide messenger RNA. RefSeq names its product monothiol glutaredoxin-S10-like. The transcript has a single exon. The coding region runs from base 1 to 309 and encodes 102 amino acids. The record is from RefSeq and is a predicted model, not a curated record. NCBI's taxonomy places the organism in Eukaryota, Viridiplantae, Streptophyta, Magnoliopsida, Fabales, Fabaceae.